Molecule: messenger RNA, 1267 nt
Organism: Sinocyclocheilus grahami
Lineage: Eukaryota; Metazoa; Chordata; Actinopteri; Cypriniformes; Cyprinidae
Exons: 6
Coding region: 340-978 (212 amino acids)
Biological process (GO): telomere capping; regulation of telomere maintenance via telomere lengthening
Cellular component (GO): shelterin complex
Molecular function (GO): telomeric repeat DNA binding
Source: RefSeq, a predicted model, not a curated record
GCGUCAAUAAGAAGCUGAAUUCAGCCUCGUGCUGCUUCAGCAGUGGUCUUGACAAUCAUUUCUAUCCGAGUAAUGACACAGAUUACCUUUAUUAAAAACAAAUACAGAGUGAAGAUUAAAAACGGGAUAAUUAUUAUUUACAAUUAUAGUUUCUGACCAUCUACAGACAAAACUCAAACCGAUGAGCCCCGCCCCUCUAAAAGUUUACCUUUUGCUGUUUGCCGUUCUAACGCGCAGCUCACUUGUUAGACGCAUGCGCAGUGUGUAACGGAACGAGUCAACGGACGAAGUUGGAAACAAGACUGUUUGUCAAUCCAAAUAUAUUCAAACAAAGAAGCAAUGGAGUCUGCCCCUCCUCUCUCCUCACUUCGCCUGCUGGUUUCUCCUCUACGCCUCACAUCCGCCUUCAUGUGGCAAGUUGUCAAGGAUCAAAAUGUGGAGCAAUUUGGAAAACUGGAAGAAUUUGUUUCUGUGAUGACAAACCUUGUGCCAGAGCUUUUAAGUAGGAGACAGAGGGCCACUUUAAUAGUGGGGCUGCGGGCAAAGAUGAUUCUUGAGAUGUGUCGAGGUGAGCUCCCAGCAGACCUUCAUACUGUCAAAUCACACAUUCACCAAAUUCAGACUGCUGAUUUAUUGAAGGUGAGUGACACAGACAUGGAGAGUUUACAAGAGAGCGUACUUCAACUUGUCCUGAGCUUGCUAGAGGACUCCAUGAAAAGAGAAUACUUCUUUCAGGAAGUAUUUCCAGUCGAGUACGGUCCUGACUUUGACAAAGCACUGCAAGUCCUUGUUGGAUUUUUUCUUUCCAGAUUGGAGCAACUUCUGCCUGUACCAAACUUCAAACAGCUCUCAUUGUUGCUCAGCUGUCACCUUGAGGAGCUAGAUGCAUGUGUGGACUCGGUUUGUAAAUCACACAACUUGCUAUCCUUGCUGCAGAUGGAUGUUUGUGGGACUUUGGAUAAAAAUGGUAAAAUUUAGUCCUUGAAUGUCGAUAUCAUUCCAUAUGCUUCAGGUUCCUUUUAUCGAACGUUGCUUACUUGGUUAAUCAGAUACAGUAUUUUACAGGAUAGCUGGGCACAAACCUAAGACAUAUACUUCGCCCAGCAUGCGGGUUUGAGAAAUGUAUAUACCAGGGCUCCCGACUGCUACUAAAACAUUAACAUUAAACAUUAAACAUUAAAAUAUUAACUUGCGAGUUAAGUUUAAAAAAAAAAAAAAAAAAUUUCCCCUAAGUUUUUGCUGAGGUCACCACUGGUGACUAUAUAUA